This is a messenger RNA of Apis cerana (Asiatic honeybee), 1370 nucleotides long. RefSeq names its product NSA2 ribosome biogenesis factor-like IP259 (gene Ip259). NCBI's taxonomy places the organism in Eukaryota, Metazoa, Arthropoda, Insecta, Hymenoptera, Apidae. The record is from RefSeq and is a predicted model, not a curated record.
AAUAAAAUGUUUAAAAUUAUUGAUAAAUUGUAAUUAUUUUGAUAUUUUUUGUGAUUGAUAAUUUGAUGAUUUUUAUAAAUUUUUAUUUUAAAUUUUUAUAUUUAUAAUUAUAAUAUUUUAAUAUAUAUAAUAUGAAUAAAAAUAGUACACAUGGUACAUAUAAUAAACGUGGUUGUGUAUGUUUAAAAAAUGACUUUACAUUAAGAAUUAAUAAAAUAUGUUUAUUUAUUUCAUAAAAAUAUAAAAUAUAAAUUAUAUAAAGUACUUAUAUAUAUAAAGAACUGUUUUUAAAGUAUCAUAAAUGUUUUAAAUAUAUAGUGAUUUUAAUGCACAUAUAUAUGAAACGCGAAUAUAAAUUAAAUUCAUAUUUGAUUAUUCUCGUUACUUUCAUUUAUUACUAACAAACUUAUAAAACAUUAAGAUUAAUAAUAUAGUAUUUGAAAAAUCAAAAUAUAUAUAUUCAUAUAAAUAUUAAAAAAUAAUUUGUAAAGAAAGAAUAAUCAACAUUCAACAUGCCUCAAAACGAAUAUAUUGAAAGGCAUCGCAAACUACAUGGACGACGUUUAGAUUAUGAAGAAAGAAAAAGAAAAAAGGAAGCUCGUGAACCACAUAAACGAGCAGAACGUGCUCGUACUUUACGUGGUAUAAAAGCAAAAAUUUAUAAUAAAGAACGGAGAAAUGAAAAAAUUCAAAUGAAAAAGAAAAUAAAAUGUCAUAUGGAAAAGAAAGUAAAAGAAAAAUCAAAUAACAUACCAGAAGGAGCAUUACCAGUAUAUCUAUUAGAUCGUGAUAUUAAAAAAGAUGCUAAAAUAUUAUCAAAUAUGAUAAAACAAAAACGUAAAGAAAAAGCUGGAAAAUGGAAUGUACCAAUACCUAAAGUUAAAACACAAUCAGAAUCUGAAGUUUUUAAAGUAAUGAGAAGUGGAAAAUCUAAACGUAAAUCUUGGAAAAGAAUGGUAACAAAAGUAACAUUUGUUAAUGAAAAUUUUACCAGGAAACCACCUAAAUUUGAAAGAUUUAUUAGACCAAUGGCAUUACGUUUUAAAAAGGCACAUGUAACUCAUCCUGAAUUAAAAGCUACAUUUUGUUUGCCAAUUAUUGGAGUAAAAAAAAACCCAAGUUCAUCAAUGUAUACAAGUUUAGGUGUUAUUACUAAAGGAACAAUUAUUGAAGUAAACAUUUCAGAAUUAGGUCUUGUAACUCAAUCAGGGAAAGUGGUUUGGGGAAAAUAUGCUCAAGUUACAAAUAAUCCUGAAAAUGAUGGUUGCAUUAAUGCCAUAUUACUUGUAUAAAAUAUUUUUAUUAAACAAUUAUAUUAUGAUUUGUAUGAUGUGUAAUAAAUAUUAUAAUAAAUAAUAUAAUAAACAUAA